Messenger RNA from Echinops telfairi (small Madagascar hedgehog), 684 nucleotides. It is a transcript of the gene COPS8, whose product is annotated as COP9 signalosome subunit 8. Gene Ontology annotation, cellular component: COP9 signalosome. The record is from RefSeq and is a predicted model, not a curated record. NCBI's taxonomy places the organism in Eukaryota, Metazoa, Chordata, Mammalia, Afrosoricida, Tenrecidae. Gene Ontology annotation, biological process: COP9 signalosome assembly; protein deneddylation.
AUGGCAGAAAGCGCCUUCAGUUUCAAAAAGUUACCAGAGCAGUUUGAGAACCAGGGGCUCAAGGCUCCUGGAGGUAUUUCUAACGCACCAGUGUAUGGGCAGCUUCUAGCUCUCUACCUGCUGCAAAACAAUAUGAAUAAUGCCAAGUUAUCUUUGGAAAGGAAUUCCGCUAUCAAAUCUGCCAAUGCAGAGCUUUCGGUGGGCCAGAGAAUCUUACAGCGGGACAUCCCAAGGAUCUACACCACUAUCAGCGCCCACCAGUGGUCAGAGGCUGUGCAACCCAACUUGGAUGCGCUGAGAGACCUGACCCAGGGACGUACCUUUGCGCUGGUCUACCAGGCAUAUACCUCCAUUGUCCCUGAUGAUUUUCCUGCCUGCAUUGAGCUCCCAAUGGAAGAGGCCGUCAAAGGUGCGCUGGGGCAGGGCUGGCAGGCCAACUCCACCCAGGCUGUCUUGACCAAGAAGCCUGCUGUAGUAGUCCUGGACACUCUCUCCAGCGCCCGGGUUGUGACGUACGCGGCCACGGGCGUGCGCGCCCCCGCCGAGCGCUGGCCCGGAGUGCGCGUGCGCCGCCGGGCCACUAACCGCGCUGGCAACCCAGGGUCACGCAACCCCAAGGCCAACCUUCUGGACAAAUUUUCAGAUUUCACAGGCUUUAAGGGGCAUGGACAUCUGUACUGGUAG